UUAGGUUAUAGUACGAUAUAUGAGUUACCACGCUUUGCCAAUGGAGACUUCGAAUCCCGCGAUGGAAGAAGUUCCUAACCUCGAGGCUAACAACGCCAGAGCUGCAAGAGUCAUGUAAGUCCCGACUCCAGAGAGAUUGGCCUUGUAACUGUUGAUUCUACAAACUUGUGCCUCAGAUUGCUGGAAGCUACAGGGAGUCAUACGUUUUCUGGUUGGAGGCCAUCGCUAUUGUAUUAUAGGGAGUCUUACACCUUUAGAGCUGUUUAACUCUGAAGACCUGAGACACUAGAAUCAGAUUGCGAUCGCAACUUUUUUGCAUUCUGGAGCUGUCCUGGUCGCAUUACAUUGCAUGUUUAGCCCUGCUUGCUUUGGCAUCCCCUGGGCUGCUGGUUGCAAGAGAAGUUCUUUUGUCCAAAAUGCUGUGCUAUUUGGCACGCAUACCGGACCACAAUGCUACACAAAUGCAUGCUUGGCUGCAAGCCUGUUGACACUCCUAUUUGCGAAUGGCUUUGCCUGUUAGGAAGGUAGCACUGCAAUGAGACUGAAGCAAUUGCAAGGCCAUAAACACAUCCAUGACGAACAGCAAAAGUAACAGAAAAGAGUUGUUUGCCCGAGCUAGCCAUUUGAUACAGUAGCUGGUUGCUGAGUUUGCUCAACUGAAGUGGUCAUUCCGAUGUGCAGCCACAGGUCUUGGAGCAGCUUGAGCUCCUGGCGAGGCCGAUGAAAGGUGCGAUGCCGCUGCGAAAGGAGAUCACGCUGAUGCGGGAGAAAGUCUUGGACUUGGCGCGACGCAUCAAAGAGACCAAGGACUCUGAGCUUGUGGAGGUCCAUGUCCAGUUGCUCUCCGGCACCAUCCUGGGAUCUUGGGCGCUGCCUCGGCAGAGCAAGGUGUCCGAUGUGAUGGACCGUGUGUCAGACAUUGCGGAGGAGGGAAAGGCCGUGUCCAAACUGGUCUUUGGAGACAUUUUGGACGAGGAUUCCACUCUUGAAGGCUGUGGCAUCGACGAGGGUGAUGUCCUCACUGUGACCUUCCAACCAUGCGCCUUCCGUGUGACUGGUGCCGGAGCAAUGGAGGUCAAUGGCUACUACGCGAAGUCUGAAAGAGUUCAGAACGGUGCACCAGUCUUCAUCAACAAAAAUGGCAUCAUCCUCUUCAAGUACAUCAUGAGACGGGGCACGCCUUAUUGGUACUUCACUAAAGAUGGUCAUCCAGCUGAUGACAGCAAAGGUGACUAUUAUCGUGUCCAAACUGAUGCCGCUUCUCCUCCAACUGAUGGUUGGAACACCAAGAGUUGCCCACUCGGGACCGGAACGUGCCCGGCCGUGCAACCUAUGGACGUGGAGUACAAGCCAAGUCCACCCCCAAAUGGAGCUGUUGCGACGGAUGAGGCUGACAAUUUGGACCUCUUCUGAAAAGUGGAAGGCCAGGAGGAAGGCAUGACAAUGAACAUGGAUCCAAUUCAGCCAGCGAGGAAAGAAACAUACAGCACGGAAGAAUCCUUUCGUCACUGGCCUUUUUGCUUCUUCAGUACAUUGGCAUAGUAUGUCGCCUUCUAGCUUCUUGGCAUGCUGGCUGGCAAGGCGAAGGGUUGGAAGACAACCGGGGCAGAUGAGUCCACAUGUGAAACCACCUUCGGGGGGCAACCAUACACUGCCCCGUUGUUGCUCUCCGGAGUCGUACGGGAGUCAAGAUUCUUCCGGAAGAAUCGAGCCAAUGGAAACUUAAUAGCGAUGGCCUCCAUCCCACUAGCGAUGGCCUCCAACUAAAAGUGAUGGCCUCCAACCUAAAGGAUCUCAGAUCUGAAGUUUCUUUGCCCGUGCCAACGCUUUGCCUCAAGUCUUUGACCUGAAGCCAAUUCGCAUCUCUGACAAUAUGUUGCAAGCUGGUUGGAGGUUGCUGUACAUAGAAGCAUGUGUCUUCACGGUGCCCGGUGCAGCAGUGUUUUGUCUAGUGCUUGUCUCAUCAAUGUGUACAGGAGGCAGCCAGUACGUAAAA
Molecule: messenger RNA, 1996 nt
Organism: Durusdinium trenchii
Lineage: Eukaryota; Dinophyceae; Suessiales; Symbiodiniaceae
Source: the annotation of a GenBank genome assembly